AUGUUAUUCACCUCGCUCGGGUUCAAGUGUGUCAUUGGUACUCUGGGUAGUCGACGAGCUGUUACAAAUCACGUCACCGAAGCCUUCCACGACCAGAUGUUCAAGAAUUUAUGGGAGGAGAUGCUUGACUGUACGAAGGCGGCCUCGGCACUCAACGUUCAACCAUGCUAUGCACUCGAUGAAGAAUCCAAGGCGUAA
Messenger RNA from Suillus subalutaceus, 198 nucleotides. RefSeq lists its product as uncharacterized. The transcript is spliced from 2 exons. The coding region runs from base 1 to 198 and encodes 65 amino acids. The record is from RefSeq and is a predicted model, not a curated record. NCBI's taxonomy places the organism in Eukaryota, Fungi, Basidiomycota, Agaricomycetes, Boletales, Suillaceae.